AUGCCGUCCUACACUGUCACGGUGGCCACAGGCAGCCAGUGGUUCGCGGGCACAGACGACUACGUGUACCUGAGCCUGGAGGGCGCAGCAGGCUGCAGCGAGAGGCACCUCUUGGACAAACCCUUCUACAACGACUUCGAGCGCGGCGCGGUUGACUCCUACGAUGUGACUGUGGAAGAAGACCUUGGAGAAAUUCAGCUAAUAAAAAUUGAGAAACGAAAAUAUUGGUACCAGGAUGAUUGGUACCUUAAAUAUAUUACUGUAAAAACACCAAUGGGUGACUAUUUGGAAUUCCCAUGUUACCGUUGGAUUACAGAUGAAACAGAGAUUGUCCUUCGAGAUGGAAGAGCAAAGCUUCCCCGGGAUGACAAGACCCAGAUUCUCAAGCAGCACAGACGCAAAGAGCUUGAGACUCGUCAAAAAACAUACCGGUGGAAGGAGUGGCAUCCAGGCUUUCCCCUGAGCAUCGAUGCCCAUUCUCACAGUGAACUUCCUCGUGACAUCCAGUUUGACAAUGAGAAAGGAAUUGACUUCAUCCUGAACUACUCUAAAGCCAUGGAGAAUCUGUAUAUCAACCGUUUCAUGCACAUGUUCCAGUCCUCCUGGAGUGAUUUUGCAGAUUUUGAGAGGAUCUUUGUCAGAAUCAGCAACACCAUCUCUGAAUAUGUGAUGCAGCACUGGAAGGAAGACUUUAUGUUUGGCUACCAGUUCCUGAAUGGAUGCAAUCCUGUGCUGAUCCGGAGAUGCACAGAGAUACCCAAGAAGUUGCCUGUCACUAUGGAUAUGGUAGAAUGCAGUCUGGAGAGGAAUCUGACCCUAGAGGAGGAAGUGAAGCAAGGAAACAUUUUCAUUGUGGACUAUGAGCUGCUGGAUGGUGUGGAUGCUAACAAAACAGACCCGUGCACAAUCCAGUACUUGGCUGCACCCAUCUGUCUGCUGUAUAAGAAUCUGGAGAAUAAAAUUGUACCCAUUGCAAUCCAGCUUAGUCAAAAGCCUGGGCCAGACAAUCCCAUAUUCCUUCCCUCAGAUGACACAUAUGAUUGGCUGCUAGCUAAAAUUUGGGUUCGCUCAUCUGAUUUCCACAUUCACCAAACAGUGACCCAUCUCUUACGGACACACUUAGUCUCAGAGGUGUUCAGCAUAGCUAUGUUCCGGCAGCUGCCUGCUGUACAUCCCCUCUUCAAGCUCUUGGUGCCACACAUGCGGUUUACGAUAGCCAUCAAUACCAAAGCCCGAGAACAGCUUAUCUGUGAAUGUGGCCUCUUUGAUAAGGCAAAUGCUACAGGUGGAGGAGGACAUGUACAAAUGGUGCAGAAAGCAAUGAAGGAUCUGACUUAUACCUCCCUCUGCUUCCCAGAGGAGAUCAAAGCUAAAGGGAUGGACAGCAAAGAGGAUAUCCCUUACUAUUAUUACCGGGAUGAUGGCAUUAAAGUCUGGGAGGCUAUAAAGAGUUUUGCAGAGGAUGUGGUUCACAUCUACUAUGAGAAUGAUGAGGUGGUGUGUGAGGAUGUGGAGCUCCAGGCCUUUGUCAAAGACAUUUAUGUCUAUGGGAUGAGGGGCGUGAAGGCCUCAGGAUUUCCCAAGACAAUUAGGACACGAGAGAAGCUAGCAGAAUAUCUCACAGUGGUAAUAUUCACCACGUCAGCCCAGCAUGCAGCUGUGAAUUUUGGUCAGUAUGACUGGUGUUCCUGGAUUCCCAAUGCUCCACCAACAAUGCGCUGCCCUCCUCCAACAAAAAAGGGGACAGUCACCAUAGAGCAAAUUGUGGAGACUCUACCAGACAGGGGACGUUCAUGUUGGCAUCUUGGAGCUGUCUGGGCCUUGAGCCAAUUCCAGGACAAUGAACUGUUUCUGGGCGUGUACCCAGACGAGCACUUCGUGGAGAAGCCGGUGAAAGAGGCCAUGGCACGAUUCCGCAAGAGCCUGGACGAGAUCGUCAGCGCCAUCACAGAGCGCAACAAGAACAAAAAGCUUCCUUACUACUACCUUUCCCCUGAUCGCAUUCCCAACAGUGUUGCUGUUUGA
Molecule: messenger RNA, 2025 nt
Organism: Indicator indicator
Lineage: Eukaryota; Metazoa; Chordata; Aves; Piciformes; Indicatoridae
Gene: ALOX5
Product: arachidonate 5-lipoxygenase
Exons: 14
Coding region: 1-2025 (674 amino acids)
Biological process (GO): linoleic acid metabolic process; lipid oxidation
Cellular component (GO): nuclear envelope
Molecular function (GO): iron ion binding; arachidonate 5-lipoxygenase activity; protein binding
Source: RefSeq, a predicted model, not a curated record